UGUCGAAUUACUCGUCUGUAGGCUUCAUCCUCGCAUUUCUCUCUCUCUCUCCAUUAUGGAAGUGACUAAGUGAGUAAGAGAGAGAGAGAGAGAGAGAGAGAGAGCGCAAACUCAGCAGAGCUGCUGAAUAAUUGAAAUCCACGACUCUCCAGCACGGCUGUGCGAUUUACCUACGCGUACGAGCAGCAAGCUCACUGAUUAGACCCCCUUUGUAUGGGAUGAUCUUUCUCGUGCACAUUCUGUUCAUGCUCAGGUUGCAAAUAAGGUGAUUAAUUUUUUUUUUCCAACGCGAUCUCCGUCUACUUCUCUUCUCAACCUUAAAACAGCUGAAAUUUGAAAGCUUUCUCUCUUCUGAUCGUCCCACACCAGCCGUCACCCUGAAGUUUCUCGCUGUUCUCCUCGCCGCGGGAAUGCUGGCGUUCCUCGGGGCAAUCAUCUGCAUCAUCGCCAGCGUUUACCCCGGCUUCGGCAAAGCCCCUCCGCCGUCGUCAAGCCUCAAUGAAUCGCUGUCCUCGGCCACGAUGCAGCACUCUGGCUCAUCCCCUGAGGUGGGCUACCUGAGCGCUCUCCAUGGUACUGAAGCGGCCAACGGAGGGCAGGGUUUGGGCCGGGGUAGGGGUUUCGGUUUGAGUGCCGAAGCCCCUACUUUCAACGGCUUGAGCGGUCAACAUCAACCGGAGCAACAGUUCAGUUUUAGUCGAAUGAUCUGCACGCCGAUUCCAGCCGAUCAGUGCAAAUCGAAGCAGGACUCUAAACAGCCUCAAUCGGAUGACCCGACUCUUUAUUCGGGGGAAGACUACGGUUACCUUCGCUCCACUGCGGAUCAGCUCCGGCAGACCGUCCUCUCACAGAAAGACCAGAUUUUAAAUGACCAGGAGACAAUCAGGGAGCUGACGAACAAAUUGAAUGAGUGUGAAAAUGGACUAGAGGAGCGAAGUGUGAAUGGAAAAAGUCUGGCGGGCACGGCGGCGGCUCUCUGGGGUUCACGGAGAGACACGAGUCGGAUGGUUGGAGAUCGACCCCAGCCAGCGGCCAACUUGCACACGAUUCGGGCGGUGGAGCAACUGGAGCAAGCCACCCGACAUCUGAAAGACCGGAUCGAGAAACUUGAGCAGGACUUGCUGUCUCAAGCAAACUCAUCCACUCACCUCCCUGGAGCCCCCUGGCCACCAGCUGAUUCAAUGCAUUGGAAGAUGGAAGAUCUAGAAGGUCAGCUACAGCAAAAGAUGCUCCAGCUGCAGAAAGAGAAGGCCUCCUUGCUGAAAGAUUCGGAGCACAAUCGACACGAGAUUGACCAGGGGCUCAACACCUUGCACCAUCGAGUGACUGAGCUAGAGAAAGCCUCAGAAUACAAGCUGCCCGAAGGCUACAAGAUCUCUUUCCCUGUGCGCACCAACUACAUGUAUGCGGUGGUCCGCUACAGCAUUCCAGAGCUGUACGCCUUCACUGCUUGCCUGUGGCUCCUUCCACGCUCUGCCACUGCCAUCGGGACGCCCUUCUCUUAUUCUGUUCCUGGACAGGCCAACGAGAUCGUCCUCCUUCAAGGGGUGCACAAUCCAGUGGAGCUGCUCAUUAAUGACAAGGUGGCUCAGCUCCCACUGCAGCUGGCAGAUGCACACUGGCACCACAUCUGUGUGACCUGGACCAUCCGGGAUGGGGUCUGGCAAGCCUACCAGGAUGGAGAACUGAAAGGAAAGGGGGAGAACCUGGCACCUUGGCAUCCUAUCAAACCAGGCGGAGUGCUCAUUCUGGGACAGGAACAGGAUACACUUGGAGGACGCUUUGAUGCUACCCAAGCCCUGGUAGGUGAGCUUGCCCAAUUCAACUUGUGGGACAGAGUCCUCACUCCCUCUGAGAUACACAGCCUGGCCGACUGCACGGAGACUAGCAUGGGCAACGUGGCGUCAUGGGACGACAGGCAUAUUGACGUAUUUGGAGGGGCCACAAAAUGGCCCUUUGAGUCCUGCCAAGAGCGCCGUCAGAGGGGCCCACCAGAUGAAGAAGUAAACUAAAAAAAAAAAAAAAAAAUGGGCCCACGUGCGCCCACCCUCACCUUUCUGAAGGGCAGAUUCACAAGCAGCACCUUCUACUACUUGUCUGGGCAGAACUACAAACCUGGCAAGGCUGUUAAUGAAAUGAUUUAGUGUUGAAAAUGUGGGUUGUGUGGUUUUGGGAGAUGUGAAGGAAAAUACAAUGGUACUGGGAACCAGCAGCAAGAAAAGCAAUUCUUUUUUUUUUUUUUCCAUGUGUUGUUGUCACGCUAUCUAACAUGGCUCUCUCCACUUCCCCAAAGUGAUAUGUAACUACAAGCUUGCCAGGCUGCCACAACUGCUUGUGAAUCCAACCGCAUUCUUGUGGGUGGAUGUGUGGGUGUGCCUCUUAUGAGCUAGACGGCCUGGGAAAUAUUAAUAACGCUCGUCACAGCGAGUCGGGCUGGAGGCUGAAAGUGGUCAUCUGGGGGUGGUGAGGAUGGGGGGGGGGGGGGUUUGGCAGAGAACUUGGGGUAGCAGUCCUUGGAUAUUUUGCCAUCCCACCGCCUAUGAAAGUGCCUGGUCGGUUAUCUAAUCGGCCUAAAACCCUUUAUGUAGUUUAGCAAUUCAUUUGCAAUGCUGUGAUGAAAUAUUGUGAGGAAAACAACAUAUGAAAGUCUAUCUAUCUAUCUAUCUAUCUAUCUAUCUAUCUAUCUAUCUAUCUAUCUAUCUAUCUAUCUAUCUAUCUAUCUAUCUAUCUAUCUAUCUAUCUAUCUAUCUAUCUAUCUAUCUAUCUAUCUAUCCUGCCGACUACACUAACGUUAGUAUCUAUCUAUCUAUCUAUCUAUCUAUCUAUCUAUCUAUCUAUCUAUCUAUCUAUCUAUCUAUCUAUCUAUCUAUCUAUCCUGCCUACUACACUAAAAUUCAUAUCUAUCUAUCUA
Messenger RNA from Erpetoichthys calabaricus (reedfish), 2911 nucleotides. RefSeq names its product neuronal pentraxin receptor b (gene nptxrb). The transcript is spliced from 5 exons. The coding region runs from base 411 to 2012 and encodes 533 amino acids. The record is from RefSeq and is a predicted model, not a curated record. Lineage: Eukaryota; Metazoa; Chordata; Cladistia; Polypteriformes; Polypteridae.